AACUAACACUCCAUUGAUAAAUUUAUUCUUUGCUUCCACCUUUCAGAAAGGAAUAUAUUUUCUGAUAUAAAGAAUCUGAAAUCAAUAGAAUUUUACCACACCUCUUAAGCCAUUCCCUCCUUUUAUUCCAAUUAUAACUACUUUUGUUUUUUAUUGCGUCUGCGCCACCGCUUUUGUAUUACCAAAACGAAUUUAUUUAAAAGCUUGAAACCAACGCGAUGACGUUUCCUUUGCUCACGCUCUCACCCCAGCAACCGUUUUGGAAGUUUAGAACUCACCGAGUCAUUGCAAACACCACCGAAUCAACUCGGAAUCUCUGCAAAUCGACCCUAUAUUUGUUCCUCGCACUCGCCACUCCUUUCAUUGCGUAUCGCUGCUUUAACUCCUCUACAAUGUUUUGGUCUUCGUCUUCGUCAUCCUCCCAACCCGCUACCAAAAUCGAUGCCGAAUCUCUCCGCCGUCAACGAAUUAACUCUAGCAAGCUCUAUCAGCCUGAUGCUUCCUCCAAGGUUCCAGUUAUCUACUCUUCUUAUUACGAUAUCAGCUUCCUCGGAAUUGAGAAACUGCAUCCGUUCGAUUCUUCGAAAUGGGGUCGGAUAUGCCGGUUCUUGAUGUCGGAAGGUUACCUGGAAAAAAACUCUAUUGUUGAUCCAUUGGAAGCUUCAACGGAGGAUCUACUUGUGGUGCAUACAGAAGCAUACCUGAAUAGCCUGAAGAACAGCGUGAAUGUUGCCAGGAUAACUGAGGUUCCUCCUGUAGCAAUGUUACCCAAUUGGCUUGUUCAGAUGAAAGUUCUUUAUCCCUUCCGAAGGCAGGUUGGUGGAACUGUUCUGGCAGCUAAGUUAGCGAAGGACCAAGGAUGGGCUAUCAAUGUUGGGGGAGGGUUUCAUCAUUGCAGUGGUGAUAGGGGAGGUGGAUUUUGUGCAUACGCAGAUAUUUCCCUUUGCAUUCAUUUUGCUUUUGUUCGGUUAAAUAUAUCAAGGGUGAUGAUAAUUGAUUUAGAUGCACAUCAAGGAAAUGGUCAUGAAAGGGAUUUUGGUAAUGACGAGCGUGUGUACAUCCUGGAUAUGUACAAUCCUGGAAUCUACCCUUUUGAUAUGACUGCUAGAAAUUAUAUUAACCAGAAGGUUGAAGUGGUGACUGGGACUACAACUGAUGAAUACUUGAAGCAAUUGGAUAAAGCACUUGCGGUAGCGGGGAGUAAUUUUGCCCCUGAGUUGAUUGUGUACAAUGCUGGAACUGAUAUUCUCGAUGGAGAUCCACUGGGUGGAUUAAAGGUCAGUCCAGAUGGGGUGAUCCAAAGAGAUGAGAAGGUCUUCAGGUUUGCUCGUGAGAGAAACAUCCCUAUUGUAAUGGUCACAUCAGGUGGCUACAUGAAAACCAGUGCCAGAGUCAUAGCAAAUUCCAUAAUAAACCUCUCAAAGAAAGGCUUGAUAGAGACAAAUGUCCACAGCGGAAGAAAAAUAAUGAUAUAAGGCUACUUUGCUAUCAAUAAACAACUCCAUUACAAAGGAGCAUGGAUGUGUCUCGAGUUGUUAUUCGAUUAGUUUGCAAGGCAGUAUCUUAGGGAUUAGCUUGGCUUGGUCUUCCUUGUACACGAGGUAUGGCCUCUUGCCGUGUGUCUACCUUCUCUCUUAGGUUAUCGAAUAACUGAUAUAUAAGGAAACUUGUUUAAUGUACAAAUGUUUGUGUAAAUGCAAAUAUGCAAUAUACAGCUUAUUUCAGUUUCAACAA
This is a messenger RNA of Gossypium arboreum, 1734 nucleotides long. Its product is annotated as histone deacetylase 2. Gene Ontology annotation, molecular function: histone deacetylase activity. The transcript is spliced from 14 exons. NCBI's taxonomy places the organism in Eukaryota, Viridiplantae, Streptophyta, Magnoliopsida, Malvales, Malvaceae. The coding region runs from base 219 to 1475 and encodes 418 amino acids. The record is from RefSeq and is a predicted model, not a curated record.